AUGAAGGUCUUUGGUUUGUUGGCUGCGUUGGCGCUCACGCUACCCGCCGAAGCGUCCGACCCGGUGAAGCUGCGUCGGCUUAUGAGCGACUCGCGCUUCCUGUCCAUGGUCUCGCCGUGUACCAUGGGAGGCAAGACCCGCUCGUCGCCAGCCGAGUGGUUACGCACGGCUUUCCACGACGCCGCGGACCACAACGCUGCGCAGGGUACCGGUGGUGUUGAUGCGUCUAUCCAGUUUGAGCUGAAUGACCCAGCCAACGCCGGUGCUACCUUCCCAUCGGUGAUGACGCAACUGUCCUUCUACCUGAUGGAGGAUAUUACGCUGGCCGACCUUGUAGCCCUUGGGGCGACACUAGCAGUCGGGUCAUGCUCCGGCCCCACGAUCCCGUACUACUACGGUCGCGAAACGGCCGCCGGGCCGUCGGCGGAGGGCAUGGUACCCGAGCCUCAGCACUCAACGGAGUCGCACAUCGAGAAGUUUGCACGCAUGGGCUUCACCACUACGGAGAUGAUCGAGGCUGUCGCUUGCGGCCAUACAAUCGGCGGUGUGCAUGCCGCAGCCAAUCCUACGAUUACAAACGAGACAUUCCACCACUUCGACAGCACUCGGAGCUACUUCGACAACAACGUCGCGACUGAGUACAUCCAAGACGUGCGUCUGAACCCGCUUGCGCAGCCCGAGUCCGACGGCCUCGCACGUAGCUCGGACACUCGCGUAUUCAGCGUGGACAAGAAUGCGACGAUGCAGGCAAUGGCGAACGAUAACCAGGACUUCCUCGACCGGUGCGAGGCGGUCUUUGGCAAGAUGUUCGGCAUGGUUCCCGCGGGUGUGCAGCUGCAGGGUCCCAUCACGCCGUACAAAAUCUCGGGCAGCUUCUGGCCCAACACGCGUAACGGUAACUUUGUCCUCCCGUCGAACACGGGAAGUGCUCGCCUCUACGGACAGAAGGGGCAGUGGGCCAGCUUCGAGCUCGGGUACACCAACCGUGACGGAUCUGUUGGGACCGAUUCGAGCCUGCUCGUCGUUGACCCCGUGCGCGAGAUGUUCAACGGCAUGGUUGAGGUGCGCGACUUCAGCUCGAAGAUGGUCCCGAUCCCCCCUGCGACUGGUCUCGGCAGUAUCACAAUCAACGUGGUUAUGAACGACGGUUCGGUGCUGAGGGACGAGGGUGAAGAGGUCAUCGCUUUCGACGACACGAUUCUCAUGGACAUCGGCAACGAGUACACUUGCAAGUACGGGGAGACUGGUCUCAACAUGUCCGCACACGUCCUUGGCCCCUACGACCCCAACGACAAGGUCGAGUUCCUCCUCCGCAACGGUGUGGCUGAGGUCACCGCCGUACCUGCCACGUACCGCGGUGCUCGCGACGAAUACUACAACGUGUACAACAUCUUCAUCCCCGACUGGACCAAGUACGACCUGAAGAACAACGCUGGAGGCUUUGGAGCGCGCCUGACUCGUGCCAACGGUGAGGUCCACAAGGAUCUGAAGGCCGACGCCUUCUACCGCAUGAGCGUUAUCCAAAAGUGUGUCGAGGGUGCGGAGAUUCCGAGCACGACUGCGGUACCCUCUGGGGUUAUUGCGCGCCGUUCGAGGCAGACUCAGGCUCCGUGCCCGCCAGGAAAGGAGGCGUGCGAUGGCCGCUGCGUCAACACCCAGACCGAUCUGGAGCACUGUGGUGGCUGCGACAAUGACUGCUCUGCUCUCAGCGAUGGGUACGUUCAGUGCAUCAAGGGCCGUUGUGUGCUCGGAGAGAACCUUCCCUAG
This is a messenger RNA of Trichosporon asahii var. asahii CBS 2479, 1767 nucleotides long. RefSeq lists its product as uncharacterized. The transcript has 2 exons. The record is from RefSeq and is a predicted model, not a curated record. Lineage: Eukaryota; Fungi; Basidiomycota; Tremellomycetes; Trichosporonales; Trichosporonaceae. Gene Ontology annotation, biological process: response to reactive oxygen species; cellular response to oxidative stress; hydrogen peroxide catabolic process. Bases 1 to 1767 code for a protein of 588 amino acids. Gene Ontology annotation, molecular function: heme binding; peroxidase activity.